Messenger RNA from Eutrema salsugineum, 1411 nucleotides. Its product is annotated as protein JINGUBANG. Gene Ontology annotation, molecular function: protein binding. The record is from RefSeq and is a predicted model, not a curated record. Lineage: Eukaryota; Viridiplantae; Streptophyta; Magnoliopsida; Brassicales; Brassicaceae. The transcript has a single exon. The coding region runs from base 46 to 1311 and encodes 421 amino acids.
ACCCAAAAAGAACCAGAAAGAAUAAGUCUUGAAUCUCUUGAUGCGAUGGUGGGAUCAAUCCAAGAAGGAGUCUUGUCAAUGUCUUCAUCUUCUUCCUCCACAACCACAAGCAACGGAACCGACUCCGACGAUUCGCUCAGCCCAUCCGCCUCAUCCAAAAGCUUCGUCCUGACCACUCUCCGUCCGCCGCCGAUCACCGGCGCGUACAAGCCACUCGCCGUCCUCUCCGCUCACGUAGGCUCUGUUUCUUCAUUGGCGCUAUGCGGCGAGUUCUUGCUGAGCGCGUCUCAGGGAAAGGAUAUCAUCGUCUGGCAACAGCCAGAUCUCAAGAUCUUCGCGAAAUUCGGACAAGGCGAUGGGUCUGUGAAGGCUCUGGUUAGCGUGGGAAGCAAGGUGUUCACGGCGCAUCAAGACAGCAGAAUCAGAGUCUGGAAAGUAUCUCGAAGAAGCUCCGAGAACGCUUUCAGGCUUGUCGAUACGCUUCCCACGACCAAAGACUACUUGGGGAAGUUUAUGAAACAGAGUAAUUACGUUCAGACGAGGAGGAACCACAAGCGUCUUUGGAUAGAACACGCAGACAGCAUUUCUUGCCUUGCGGUCCACGCCGGGAUAAUCUACUCCGGGUCGUGGGAUAAGACACUUAAAGUCUGGAGAUUGUCGGAUCUCAAGUGUCUUGAAUCGAUCAAGGCUCACGACGACGCAAUCAAUGGCCUUGUCGCCGGAGAAGGCAGAGUAUACUCUGCGUCUGCGGAUGGGAAGAUCAAGAUUUGGGGGAAAGAGAAGAGAAAGCAGAUUGAUUCUCCUUUGUCUUCGUCUUCUUCUUCUUGUUUACAUGUUCUGAAGGCGACAUUGGAGGGACGUGCGGAGGUUUCAGUGAACUCGGUGGUGGUUUCCGGCGAUGGGAAAUGGGUAUACGGGGGAGGAUCAGAUGGGUUUGUGAUGGGAUGGGAGAAGAGAGAGAAAGGAGGAGACUUUGAGGAAUGGAGAUUAGGGUUUGAGACGAGAGGGCAUAAGAUAGCAGUUCUGUGUAUGUGUGUGGUUGGGGAGAUGGUGUGUAGUGGAUCGGCUGAUAAGAGCAUUGGACUGUGGAAGAGAGAAGCCAGUGGCAUGCUCUGUAAAAUUGGAGUCAUUCAAGGGCAUGAAGGUCCGGUCAAAUGCUUGCAAGCUUCUCCCAACAAUGUUGGUACUGGCUUCAUGCUUUACAGUGGAGGACUUGACAAGAGCAUCAGGGUUUGGUGGGUCCCAAAACAAGACAACGUAGAAGAGAAGAAGAAGUCAAGUUUUAAGACAUUGUUGAUGAAUCAGGGUUGAGUGAAAGAUACAGUAUACUAUUUGGUGUUUUUUUUUUCCUUGGAUUUUCAUAUACGUUUUGGUUUAUAUAUGUAAUUUGUUAUUCAAUUUGUAAAAUCAA